Macaca mulatta (Rhesus monkey) is the source of this 697-nucleotide messenger RNA. NCBI's taxonomy places the organism in Eukaryota, Metazoa, Chordata, Mammalia, Primates, Cercopithecidae. The record is from RefSeq and is a predicted model, not a curated record.
UGAUAGUGGCAGAGCAAGAUCUUGUCUCAAAAAAUUAAAAAAAAAAUACAUAGAAGAGUGAAUCCUCAGCCAUGCCAAGUGUGUUACAUCAAUGUCAGUGUCUUUGCUGGGAGGAAGUGGGAUCCUGAAACUUGAGAUGGAAAAAUCCAGGUUGAUAAACUUGAAAAUCUUGAAUCCUCAGAUUCCCCUGAACCCUCUGGGUCUGAAGAAGCAGCUCAGUCCUUCCUGUGAAAGGCCGAUGAUCCCACUUUACUUAAAAUGAUGUAGAUGGUUAGGCCUAGCUUCUGCGGGAGAGUGGUUGGUUGUGAGGGCCGCAAGAUGGGCAUUCUUCCAGAAUGUAAAAAUAUCUCACUGUGGGUGGAAGUUCCCAAAGACCUGGAAGAUCCAGAGGUGUUUCAGGCCCAGAGGCGGCUGCUAGAAGCCACGUAUGGCCCAGAAGGGUCACAGAUCCCUUACACUGAGCAGGUAAGCAAGGCCAUGCUUGAGCUGAAGGCUCUGAAAUCUUCAGAUCUCACUGAGGUCAUGGUUUUUGGCUCCUAUUUGUACAAGCUCUGGACCAAGUGGAUGCUGCAAGUCCGUGGCUGAGUGGUUCCAGCUUGGUUUAAACUCUGCUCCAGAGUGAUGAAUUAAGGAAAAAACCAUCUGUUUUGGCGUCUCUGCCCUUGCUCUGACUCCAGUUGUGAAUAUCGUUUUUGAA